Myzus persicae (green peach aphid) is the source of this 1638-nucleotide messenger RNA. RefSeq names its product piggyBac transposable element-derived protein 3-like. The transcript has 2 exons. The record is from RefSeq and is a predicted model, not a curated record. The coding region runs from base 1 to 1638 and encodes 545 amino acids. NCBI's taxonomy places the organism in Eukaryota, Metazoa, Arthropoda, Insecta, Hemiptera, Aphididae. Gene Ontology annotation, molecular function: sequence-specific DNA binding.
AUGUCUUGGAAAAACGAGAGACCUCUGUCAACUGCUGAACUCUUAGCCAUAUUAGAAGAAGAUGAGGAUUUAUUUCAGACUGAUUCCGUUGAUGCCGUGUAUAUUCCGCCACCUGUAGACGAAGUCACAGACGAAGAAGAGCUUGAUGACGACUUACGUGAAAAUGUGAUAAAUUUACCAGAUGUCGCGGGAACUUAUGAAAUACAUGCAAGUUUACCUAAUUCUUCUGAAGAUUUGGACAGUGAAUUAUUACCAUCAAGUUCAAUAAAAUCAAAGGUUAGUAAAAAAAACAUAAAUAAGUCAAAGACAGCUCUUCCAAAGUGGAAGAAAGAGGUUCCAGUGUAUACAACAGCGCCACAGAAUAAAGAAAAAAUAAAUUUGGAAGACAUUGAAAAUAGAAUUGGUGACGAGGAUAAAGGAAUACCAUUAGUUAGAAACAGUAUGAGUAGGAACAGAUUCGAUUCCAUAAAGCAAAACUUACAUUUAUCAGAUAACGACCAACUUGAUAAAAAUGACAGAUUUUCAAAACUAAGACCUCUUUUUGAUUUAAUAAAUGAAAAAAAUAUGCAGUUUGGAGUAUUUUCUCAUAACCUAUCAAUCGAUGAGGAGAUGGUGCCAUAUUUUGGACGACAUAGUUGUAAGAUGUUUAUCAAGGGAAAACCAAUCAGAUUUGGCUUCAAAUUAUGGUGUCUCUGUAGUUCCAAUGGUUACUUAUACAAAUGUAUACCUUAUGGUGGGAAAACAAGCACUUAUAAUAAUGAAUUAGGUUUAGGAGCAAAUGUUGUACUAGAGCUAUUGUCAGUUGUUCAGCACCCAUCUCUUCAUCGCGUAUUUUUUGACAAUUUCUUUUCAUCAUACAAAUUAUUCUGUUUACUGAAAGAAAGAGGGUUUUACGCUACUGGAACAAUACGUGAAAAUCGUACAUGUAAUAACACGAUAGAAACUGUAAAAAAUUUGAAGAAAAAAGAUCGUGGUACUUAUGAUUUUUCUUUUGAAAAUAAUCAAAAAAUAUUGUUGGUCAGAUGGAACGACAAUUCUGUGGUGACUGUUGUCACUAAUAACAGUACUAUUGAACCUCUUGUGGGCGCAAAACGGUACAACAGAAAAGAAAAAAAGGCUGUUUCAAUUUCUCAACCAAAAGUUAUAGCUGAGUAUAAUCAACAUAUGGGAGGUGUUGAUUUGCAUGACAACGGAAUAUGUAAUUACAGAAUCAACGUAAAAGGAAAAAAGUGGUGGUGGCCCCUCUUUGUAAAUUUGAUCGACAGUGUAAUUGUAAAUGCCUGGAAAGUACACAAUUUAGCAAACAAAUCAAAAAUGUCACAGUUAGAUUUUAAGUCUUACAUAGCAGUCGCUCUUAUGAAAAUGAAUGAACCAGCCCCUGAAAAUAAUAUUCAAGACCAAGAUACUUCGGGACCAAGUAACCAAAUAAACUUGUCUUUCAAUCCAAAUUAUGGGCGACCAUCUAAAAGCGCAUUACCCGUAGAAAUUCGAGUUGAUAAUUUCGGUCACGUGAUAGUAGAAGAUAAAAAUAAAGCAAGAAGACGAUGUAGACAGUGUAAAAGCACCACUAUAUACAAGUGUGUCAAGUGUCAAGUGCAUCUUCACGCAAACUGCUUUGAAAAAUUUCACACUAAAUAA